AUGAAGUCUACUCUACUGGCUGACGUAUCUUCUAUUGUCGAUGCACAGUGUAGGGGUGGCAACCUCGCUAUCCUGUUGCUCUCGUAUUUUCCCAAGUUUGCAAGAUCAUUGAAAAGGACGAUGCUGCGUGAUAGCAGCUGCUUACCGUUGGUUGCACCCAUUGCAUUAUUGAGUGAUAUGGAACGGGCAUUGGACGGUCUUAUACUCCGCUUCUUCGUUGACCCGGACUUGUCUUCUUCUCGUCCCUUCACUCUUCUUACAACUCUGACUGUGGCCUCGCUGCUUGCGAACCUUAGGCUUGAGUACAGGCGGGAUGGCAACGUUAAGAAGUUCUAG
Fomitiporia mediterranea MF3/22 is the source of this 336-nucleotide messenger RNA. RefSeq lists its product as uncharacterized. The record is from RefSeq and is a predicted model, not a curated record. The transcript has 2 exons. NCBI's taxonomy places the organism in Eukaryota, Fungi, Basidiomycota, Agaricomycetes, Hymenochaetales, Hymenochaetaceae. Bases 1 to 336 code for a protein of 111 amino acids.